Geosmithia morbida is the source of this 1209-nucleotide messenger RNA. Its product is annotated as isovaleryl-CoA dehydrogenase. Bases 1 to 1209 code for a protein of 402 amino acids. Gene Ontology annotation, molecular function: 3-methylbutanoyl-CoA dehydrogenase activity; flavin adenine dinucleotide binding. The transcript has 2 exons. The record is from RefSeq and is a predicted model, not a curated record. Gene Ontology annotation, biological process: L-leucine catabolic process. Lineage: Eukaryota; Fungi; Ascomycota; Sordariomycetes; Hypocreales; Bionectriaceae.
AUGACGACACACAGAUGGCACACCAGCGGCAAACACCCCAAGGGCUUCACGCCCCCGUCGGCAGACGAUCUGGAAGAGCUGCGGGAGCGCGUGCAGGAUUUCACGCGCCGCGAGGUGACGGAGGAGGUAGCCUCCCGCACGGACAAGAGCAACGCCUUCCCGUCGGACAUGUGGCGCAAGCUGGGGGCCGCCGGGCUGCUGGGCAUCACGGCGGACGAGGAGGUGGGCGGGCUGGCGAUGGGGUACCAGGCGCACUGCGUGGUGAUGGAGGAGCUGUCACGCGCGUCGGGGAGCAUAGGCCUCAGCUACGCGGCGCACUCGCAGCUGUGCAUCAACCAGGUGCAGCUGAACGGGACUCCCGACCAGAAGGAGCGGCACCUCCCCGGGCUGGUGUCGGGCGAGACGGUGGGGGCGCUGGCCAUGUCCGAGGCCGGGGCGGGCAGCGACGUGGUCGGCAUGCGGACCGUGGCCCGGAGGGUCAGGGGCGGGUACGAGAUCACCGGGUCCAAGAUGUGGAUCACCAACGGGCCCGACGCGGGCCUGACGGUGGUGUAUGCCAAGACGCGGCCGGACGCCGGGUCCAAGGGCAUAACGGCCUUCCUGGUCGACACCGGGGCCGCCCAGGGCUUCCGGUGCACCCGCAAGCUCGACAAGAUGGGCAUGCGCGGGAGCAACACGGGCGAGCUGUCCUUUGACGGCGUCUUCGUGCCGGACGGCGACGUGCUGGGCCCCGUGGACGGCGGCGUGCGCGUGCUCAUGCAGGGCCUGGACCUGGAGCGCCUGGUCCUCAGCGCCGGGCCGCUGGGCAUCAUGCAGGCCGCCCUCGACGUAGCGCUGCCCUUCAGCCACCAGCGUCGCCAGUUCGGCCAGCCCGUCGCCCACAACCAGCUGGUCCAGGGCCGUCUGGCAGACAUGUACACCCGCCUCAAGGCGUCAAAGGCGUACACCUACGCUACGGCCAGGGACGUCGACGAGAGGGGCCGCAUAGCUACGCGUGACUGUGCCGGGGCUAUCCUCUACGCUGCCGAGAGGGCUACCCAGUCGGCGCUCGACUGUAUACAGCUGCUGGGGGGGAUGGGCUAUGUCGAGGAGAUGCCGGCUUCCAGACUGCUCAGAGAUGCCAAACUGUACGAGAUUGGAGCGGGAACGUCCGAGAUUCGCCGGAUGGUCAUCGGGCGCGCGUUCAACAGAGAGUACGCGGAUGCAUAG